AUGGCAACCACAACGAAAAGACACGACUGGGCCGACGACGAGGACGUCGACGAGGUCUCCACCGACCUCCCCCCUCCCCAGACGCUGACCAACAAGGACGGGACCAAGACGAUCAUCAGCUACCGCUACAACGACGAGGGCCAAAAGGUCAAGACGACGCGGCGGGUGCGCUACAUCACGCACACGGAGAAGGUGAACCCGCGCGUGGCGGAGCGCAAGGCGUGGGGCAAGUUCGGCGACAGCGCGCGGGACCCGGCGGGCCCGGCGCCGGACACGACCACGGUGGGCGAGAACAUCAUCUUCCGGCCCAGCGUCAACUGGCGCAAGGACCAGAAGGAGGAGGACAAGGACCCGAACGCCCAGGCCAUGAAGGACAAGCUCAAGGACAAGAAGGUCAAGUGCCGCAUCUGCAACGGCGAGCAUUUCACCGCCCGCUGCCCCUACAAGGAUACCAUGGCGCCCGCCGACGAGGCGGCGGCUGCCGCGGCCGACCUGGCUGGCGGUAUGGGCGACGAGCCGGCGGCCCCUGCGGCGGGGGGCGUCGGGGCCAAGAAGGGGAGCUACGUCCCGCCUGCGCUUCGUGGCGAUCGGGCUGGUACGGCGGCUGGGGAGAGGUUGGGUAGCAAGUUUGGUGAGAGGGAUGAUCUUGCCACGCUGCGUGUCACGAACGUAUCCGAGAUGGCGGAGGAGCAAGAACUGCGCGAUAUGUUCGAGCGGUUCGGCCGCGUCACGAGAGUGUUCUUGGCCAAGGACAGGGAAACGGGCCUGGCCAAGGGUUUCGCCUUCAUCAGCUUCGCAGACCGGGAAGACGCCGUCAAGGCGUGCAACAAGAUGGACGGCUUCGGCUUCAAGCAUCUCAUUUUGCGGGUCGAGUUUGCCAAGAAGGCGGCUUAG
Sodiomyces alkalinus F11 is the source of this 894-nucleotide messenger RNA. RefSeq names its product translation initiation factor 3, RNA-binding subunit. Bases 1 to 894 code for a protein of 297 amino acids. Lineage: Eukaryota; Fungi; Ascomycota; Sordariomycetes; Glomerellales; Plectosphaerellaceae. The transcript has 3 exons. Gene Ontology annotation, cellular component: eukaryotic translation initiation factor 3 complex; cytoplasm. Gene Ontology annotation, molecular function: translation initiation factor activity; RNA binding. The record is from RefSeq and is a predicted model, not a curated record.